Messenger RNA from Paraglomus occultum, 2067 nucleotides. The record is from the annotation of a GenBank genome assembly. NCBI's taxonomy places the organism in Eukaryota, Fungi, Glomeromycota, Glomeromycetes, Paraglomerales, Paraglomeraceae.
AUGACGAGAGUAACCCGCUUACGGCGAAGGGAACCGCACGGCGAUGUCCACUCCGAAGACGAAGAAGACACAACGAUCGCUCAGGGACUUCUUGUUCUGAGCGACAUAUCACAGUCAUCCGACGAGGACGACGCAGACUCGGAAUUAACCCAAAGUGAGGGUGAAGAAGAAACGUCCGAACGUAUCUCUGAGCAUUCACCAGAGAAAUCUGGCCAUGAGUCACCAAAAGACGUUGGGGAAGAGACCCACGCUGAAGUUAACAUUGACGGAUGUUAUCUUUUGCAUAUAGAAGAGGCAGGAACCGAAGACAUUCAUUCAGAAAAAGACGUACAGAAAGAAAUGGAAAUAACAGAUAACGAUCUAUCAAGGACUCCUACAGCGUGGGAAAAAAAAGUUCAGGCAAGACAGGAGUACCGUAAGAAACUGGCGGAGGAUCCGGCGUUUGUACCUCAUCUUGGGGAAUUCUGGGGCCAUGAUGACCGCUUCAUGGACGAUGGUCUAAAGAAUGACUCUUUUCGUCGUCGUAGCCAGCUUCCAUUUGCAUCAAAAGGCAAAGGCGGCUGGAAUUAUGUCGACGGCCCAUCUCCGGCUGAAAAAUGGGGUCAUGAUGGGUUUGAAGAACUGAUGAGAAUGGAAGCCGAAGAAGUAAAGAAGUAUCCACCGAUAAACAGAGGUCGUAAUCAGUUUCCUCGUCCUCCACCACAUGGACCAUUUGGUAACAGAAGAUCGCUUCCACCGCAGUUCGAGUCAACGCGCCAUUUUUCACAUAAAUCCCAGGAAUUUCGUCGUCAACCUCCACGUCCGUCCGAUAGUGUAUGCUCGAAUCACAUGCAACCAACACCAAAAUCCGUUGAAUCAACUUUCAAUGGUCGAUCUCCUGGCAUGCACAAUCAUAAUCGAGGUCAACCAAGAAGUUUUGCCAACAAUAAUAGGCCAAAAUUUGUGAGCGAACCUCGCAUACAUCCUCAGCCGCCUAAUAACUAUAAUGCAAGGCGAAAUCCGGCCAAUGUCAACCAAAAAUUCAAGAAACAUCAGGACUAUGUGAGACGUCCCAUCAAUUUUGAUCGUCAAAAACUCCAAAAUAAUGGGGACUUAAACUCUGACGUUAAACGAGUUCCUGUUGGAAGGGAAGACACAGUAGUUAUUGGGAAAGCAGAGAUUGAGGAUAAAGCUGCAGACGAGAAAGACAAUAAUAGUAUUGAUAAUCAAGACGAGAAAGACUUUUACCGAACAGAAAAGGCUAAUGACGACUCGAAGGCCUCUAAACCUGAGCCAUCUGUUAACACUGAAACAACGAAAGAUGUGGAACCUGUGACGACUGAUAGGACUACAGUACAGCCUCCUUCGGAGAAUGAUACUGUCGAGGACAAUGAAGAGGACGAUUUACUACAGUCUCAAGAAUCCUCUGACAUUGAGAUAAUACUAGAACUUCCAAAAUCACCAAAUAAUGCUCUUCAAGACCGUAUAAAUGACUAUGUCCAACGUCUUCAAGAUUCCACUCAUGGAUCGCAAGCGCCGUCAUCAGAUUUAUCAGAUAAGGACGCUGAAUGCGAGGGUAACUCUCAUAAAACACCAACAGUACGUGUAACAUUGCCAGUGACCGGGGAACUUGUUGAAGUGCCAAUUGCCAAGCAUGAGGAUACGCAAGCUAAAAUAGAAACCAAAGGGUCUAUUCCAGCGUCCGCAAUAUUUGCCAAACCAUUCCAACCUCGCUCCUUGGCCACCCAAUCGGAGCCACUUGCAGAGUCCGAAUAUUCGGCUGACACCGAGAAUACCACAGAAGUUUACGACUCUAAUGAUGGUAAUGAUAGCUACACACCCGAUCAUCCUAAUUAUCAAGGGCCUUCUUAUGAGCAUCAUCCAAUUACAUACCCACAAGAUGGGACAGUGCCAAUGCCGUAUUAUACAGACCCAAACGGCACGGUAUAUUACUAUGAUCCCAACGUCUAUUAUUAUUUCCCAUCGUACCCUCCACCAUAUGCGCCUGGGACAAGCAAUCCCUCCACAAACCAAUAUGUGCAAACGGGUUAUGCGAAUGGCCAUUAUGAUGGAAAUGGUUACAUGUAA